UUUCUAUUGAUAAAGAUUUUGAAAAAAAUCCUGUAAAAAAUAAUAAGUUUGUAGUGCAAGAGUAGUAAAUGUGGUGGCUGGCGUCUAAUGAAUAUAAGGUAGACGUAGUAGUGGGUUAGUGUAUCAGUCCGCUAGGAGCUCCGAGAAGGUGUACAGGUACGCUACAGGUGUAUAUACACAAACUAAGGCCCACCAGUAUACUGUGUAGCCAAUACAUUUACACCAGUAAUAUACCUUUACGUACGUUUGGAGAGUUACCUGUGGUGUGUGGAAAACAAGAUACCGUAGGCGCGGAUAGCAUUGCAGUGGAGCGAUCGGUUCAGGGUAUUACAGAGAGCAGAACCUCAGUGUGAGGCAAAACGACAGAAUUUUGGACGUAAAAAGUGAAAGGCAUUGCAAGUCAUCACGUUAUAUUCUCCACUCACCAAAUUGGAUGAAAUCAUUCCUAGUGGUGCAUACGGUAUUCAGAUGAUUUAACAAAAUGUAGCAAAUUUUGCUAAAAUGUGAUUUUUAUUUCGUUUUUGGAUUUACGUUUUAGUGUGUGACAGUAUGUGGCGUGUUUUUGUGUGUAGAAUUUGACUGGCCUAAACUGCUACCAUGGCGACAUCGUGGAUCUAUUCUCUCGUCAUUCUGCCAUUCAUGUUUGAGGUGAGCAGUUCCAGGCGACUUUCCAUUGGACCGGAAGCACAGCGGUUAUGUAGAACGUAUCGGAAGGUGUGCUCAUCCGGCAGAUUCUGCGCAAUGCAGUACUUCCAUACACCUAGAAAUAUAUCAUUGCCAAUUUGCGUCCCAGAACAUAUCAUUCCUGCAGAACGCAAGAUAUGUGACCUUCAGCCAGACGAAGGUAAAUGCGGAGCCCGCUACAUUAGAUGGUUCUAUCAUAAAGGGUAUAACAAGUGUAACUGGUUCUACUUUGGUGGGUGUGACGGAAAUCAAAACAAUUUCAGAACCAAGCACCAGUGUGAAGAUAACUGCCGUGCAGCAAUUGACAAUAAUGCACAUACUAACCAGAAUAAAGCUAUUGCACUUCCGGUCAAAACAAGUCCUGUGGUGAUAUCUGAACCUAUUUUUCUACCAGAGAGAACAAAUCAAAUCACUCGAUCGUUUUCACUGAGGUCUAAAAAAGUAGGAAAACAUGAUAAGGAGCGACGCCGGAAGCGGAGAUUACGAGACAGGAAGAAGCGUAGGUUACAGAAACUCCGGAGGCGGAGACGAAAGCUGAACAUUACUCCCCGGAAACGUAGACGCGACGGCAAAAUUUCUGGACGGAAACGUAAAAAUAGGAAGAAGCGGAGACAGGGAAGAAAAAAUAAAAAGAAGAAUAAGAAUAGAAAGAACAAAAUACAUAAGGACAAGAAAGACAAAACGAAUGUGGAGACAGAACAGGAUAACGAACGUGAUAAUGAUAAUCAAAGGACAAAUGAAAAACGUAAAGAAGAUAAACAGACAACGGAAAUAGACACUGAAAGUCAGUCACCAUUAAAAACAUUAACAGUCCUCGAUUCAGGUGACGAGGAAACGACAGACGACAGGGAGAGCUAACGAGUGUGAGGAACAAAGGUACUCGUAAUAGACAGGUCUGAGUUCGCGUGGAAAGCACAAGAAUCAUAUCAAAUGUCACAAAAGUCAACAGUGCGGAUUCAAGUGGAAUUUAUCAAGUGAAAACUAAAUAAAAAAAUUGUCUUGAACAUUCUGCGUUACGUGUCGAACAAGGUUCUCGUCCAUAGACGUGUUGGUUAUUGGACAGUGGACAUUAUGUAUCUUCAUUAUUGCUGACUUGACACCGGAAGUGGAUGUCUGUUGUCCAGGGAAACGUACCAUUACACAAGUAAUUCCUCGUCGGCAUGGACGAACACUUUGUCUGAAAUGAAAGUUCGUGGACACUCGACUUCUUGUGAUUUGUGAGUUCUAGUAGGAACUGUGUAAAAUCAUAGAUAAUUGAAUAAAAGACAAUCCUCGUAUUGAAUGGAACUUGACAGUUCAUACAGUGCUCUGAAAAUAAUAUCGUAAGCGAAAUAUUUCGAGCAAUUAUUCAUGGUCACAUAGACCCUUGACCAUUAUUGUCGCUUAUAAGCGUCUGGUGAAUAAUGCUGGUAACAAGAUUACCCGUUUGCUGUCGAUGGAAAUUAGCCUUGAGUAAUUACAGUGCCCUGUAGUUGAGAUAGGCGAACCAUUUAUCACGUGACAAAAGAGAGGAAGACAAGGGCAAGUAAUUCUGAUUUGACUUCCAUGAGUGUUGUGAGGCUGUUGCCCUUUCGUAUUACUAAUAUGUACAUUAUUUGUAUGCCGUAUUUGAUUUAUAAGUAAUAAAUUAAUUCAUUAAUAACUUUAUUUUAUGGAAUAUGUUAAUUAUUAUGUACAUAUUCAAUCUUUUAUUUUAUAUUUUGAGAGCAAACCCGUAUAGGUAGUUGAAUGUCAUUUUCAAUAAGUUUAUUAAUCAAAUGUAUAGAUUCGUUCAUUCAUACAUCAGAUAUCGUAUUUGGGUAAGACUGUACUGUACUAAGGGAUUUUGCUAUGUUCUGUAUAUAUCCUCACGUUUUAGGAUGUAUAUAUCAUAACUUUAUAUAUAUAUAUAAGACUCAUGCUAUGUAACACUUAGCGAGGACUGAAGACAUAUAGGAUUUCGGAACUAUAACAUACAAUUCAACUCUCUCUGACUGCCGAUUCCCGCGCUAAUAGUCCACCAAUAAUGACGUGAUGCAAAACGUAUAUUUUUUAAUAAACGUCAAAUUAAUGGGAGAAACAAGACCUCCGACUAGUGAUAAUAGUAUAUGAACUACUAGUAUUUACUCGCACGAGUCUGAACUAAAUAUGAAUAUUGCCACUAAAUGUACUUUAAGCAAGUAUGGCUGUAUAUGAAAAUCUGGUAAUCGAUUAUGACUUUGCUGUUACUGUAUGAUAUCCUAACAUAAUAUGUGUUCGUGUAUAUUUGUACAGCUCAUCUCCAUAAAGGAAGUUGUGAUUCUA
Molecule: messenger RNA, 2967 nt
Organism: Mizuhopecten yessoensis (Yesso scallop)
Lineage: Eukaryota; Metazoa; Mollusca; Bivalvia; Pectinida; Pectinidae
Product: chromatin assembly factor 1 subunit A-A-like
Exons: 3
Coding region: 598-1542 (314 amino acids)
Molecular function (GO): serine-type endopeptidase inhibitor activity
Source: RefSeq, a predicted model, not a curated record